This is a messenger RNA of Pocillopora damicornis (cauliflower coral), 1649 nucleotides long. RefSeq lists its product as uncharacterized. The record is from RefSeq and is a predicted model, not a curated record. NCBI's taxonomy places the organism in Eukaryota, Metazoa, Cnidaria, Anthozoa, Scleractinia, Pocilloporidae.
CUCGUCUCAAAUCUUCCCGCGGGCGGAAAAACGCGCGUCCUGCAGCAGUAAAAAUGAGAGACUACGGAAGGCUAGGUUUUUACUUGCUGAAGGGGUUACAAGUCUAAUGAAUAAUUGACUUUUAUGUCAAUAAAUAGCGUGCAUUGUCCUUUGUCUGCAGGUGCCACUCAAGUGACCUAGUGGAAUAUUGAUUCUAACAACUGAAGUGUUUAAGAACUAACAUGUAACCAGUUAAGUCAACAAAAUAAAUGUCGUAAAAUAGCAAGAAACCUUCAAAGUUUUUACCAUCAACUGGCAUGGAAACAUGGCGACCCAUUACGUUGCUAUGCUAGUCGUGUUCUACUCCAAGGCGCAGUGGAAACUAUUUUUUGUGCUGGUGGCGUAUUGUGUUUUGAGACUAAAUUCUCUGCCAUUACCUGAUGAAGCGAGAAAACUGGAGGACUCUCAAUCUGUGAGCUGUGUAAGCGUCAGUUUUAUCAACAACUGCAAAAGGCCAAUAAAAAUCUGGAAAACGAUGUCGCCGACAACAUUCAAAGGCUUCAUUAUUUCAGGAAACAUUUACCGAAUGAAGACUAUGGUGCUUAACCAAAGGAAACCAGUUGUAUUUCACGCAGAAGAUCUGGGUUCCAACCAAUCCGAUAAACUUUUACUAGAAGGGCAGGAGUCCCUUUCAAUUCUCCCGUUUGACUGUGAUGACAAAUUUGUUAAUGUUUCAGUUAGCUGUCGGUCUAAACUAAGCUAGAAGAGUAAAUUAAACUGAAGACGUGAUAAACCCUUUCACUCUUUAACUCUUUCACACCGAGUGAUUGGUAUCCAAUGUCUCCUCACAGUAUCUCUUUUGAAUCAAACAUGACGGUCACGAGACUAAAGGAAAUGAUCGCCAUUUAAAAAAGCUCUUGAUUGUUCAACAAAUUCUUCUUGCUAUUCCCAUAGUGAAUAUAUAGAGAACAGUUUAGAGAAUAUAUAUGCUUAUGUCAAAAUGUAAAGGGUUGAAAAGUAAUUGAGAGAAAAUAAGGGACAGAGAGCAACGCUUUGCGUGUUAGCUAAAAAAUUAUACAACGGUUCUGUUUAUUGUGGCUAGCUAAGUUUGAAUAGAAAUCGCCUGCGCCGGUAAAUUAUUGCUCAAGAAAUACAAUUUCCUUCUCUUUCGAAGUGGUUUUUCAUCGAAAUUUAAUUACCUGCUCGCUCUUCGCUGUCACAUUGCUUUCAAUUUGAAAAUCGUCUUUAGGUUAACCUUCAUGUGGACGUCUCGGAAAGUAGAUGUCAGUUCGAGGUAGUAUCCGCAAGGAACUUAACCCUUUGACAGGUUAGAGUGACUAGCAUCUAAUUUCUCCUUACAGUAUCACCCCUGAAACACAGAUCAAGGUCACGAGAAUAAAAAAAAUGAUCACCAACUAAAAGAGCUCUUGACUGUUAAACAAAUUCCUCUCGUCAGCACCUCAAGAAAUGUGUAGAGAACAGUAUGGAGAAUAUGCCUACUGAUAUUAGGGCGUAAAGAGCCCACUUCGGUUUAGAUAUCUCAAGGCCCAGACCGCGAACCUUCCUCUCUGUUUUCUCUUCCUUUGCAUAAAAAGGUCACAAACUUAAGGGCGUUACUGGAGUGUAUACUGAAGUGUCCAAGACUACCCUUCCCCCUACCAGCUCAACAA